UGGCAGCACAACUGUAAACAUUGAGUCUACCAUCUACAUGUAUUUAUGGUGUAUGAUUAAAAGUUGUUUUUGUUGUGGUUUGUUUGAUAAUAAAUGGAGGUAAACUUAACUAACAAGUGCUAAAAAUGGGUUGUACAUUAAGUAGUAAUGAAGAAUACUUUAGCAUUGCUCCAUUACCAUUAAAUUGCUCUUUGGAAACUUGGCUUUCUUGGAAAGAAAAUCUACAAGCUAUUAUUGCAAAUGAAAUAGAAACAGAACUGCCCAAUAAAUUAGGGUAUAAACUUGAAGAAUCGAUUGGUUCAUACGGACAAAAAAUCAUUAGAAACUUCUGUAUUGACAAUAAUCAAAGACACAAUUUUUAUAUUCUCUUGAGAAAAUUAGAUUUAUUUUUCUACUUAAAUGGUAUAAAGCGAAAUCAAGGAGAAAAAAUCGGAGACUACGUACAAAGAUUAGUGGUUCGUGCGAAUCAGUGGGGCAGCCAACGUCCACUACAAGCAGUAAAGGAGCAUUUAAUUUUCGACUUAAAGAAUAUAAAUUUCUUAAAUACAAUUUCAAAAUAUGUUUUGAUGCGAAUUGAUAUCAUGGACUUAAAAAUUUUAAAUAUCGAGGAGUUAACGUUUUUGAUAUCGGUUUAUGAUAAUCGUGAAUGCAUACAAGCAAAGAAAGUUUACUUACAAAAACAACAGACUAACAAUGGUUUUCGAUAUAAUCAAAAUUGUUGUGGACAACAACAUAAUGAACUUGAUGAAUGUAUUGCCCUUGGAAAGAGGUGUUUUAUAUGCAAUAAUUUAAAUCAUUUUGCAAGAGUAUGCCAGGCACCUUAUGUUAUGGCGCGACUUCUUAUCCCAUAUAGAUGAUUUACUAGAAUAUUUGCGAGAUAUUAUUUUAUUUCUCAAAACAUCACUUUAGUAUAAUUUUAGCUCUAAAAAAUAAUUGUAAGACAGAAUGCUUAUAGGUAAAUAAU
Molecule: messenger RNA, 964 nt
Organism: Leptopilina heterotoma
Lineage: Eukaryota; Metazoa; Arthropoda; Insecta; Hymenoptera; Figitidae
Exons: 3
Coding region: 126-857 (243 amino acids)
Source: RefSeq, a predicted model, not a curated record